AUGUUACGCUUGCAGACCGCCAGGUCCACCAGGUCCACCAGGUUAGCCCAAGGAGACCCGGACCGCCAGGCCCUCCAGUCUCGAUCAUCCUUCUUCUGUCAAAAUGUCAUGAAAUUGAGUUUUCAACUUCCUACAUUUCGCUGCUCAAGUCACGGAAUGAAUUCAAAUGAACUUGUGACUAACUUUCCGCCUCUUGCCAAUCGAACUAAUCAUUUGCAUGAUAAUCAUAACUUAGAGGAUUUAGCUAAAAAGAAAAAGAAAAGUUCACGCAUGCGAGACCGCCAGGACCCACACGACCCGGACCACCAGGUGAUUAUUGUUCAGAGUUUCAUAUGUUUGGGUUUUUCUUUGUCUACUGUUUGGUUGGUUUCUGUAGAUAUUUAA
Messenger RNA from Clunio marinus, 384 nucleotides. Lineage: Eukaryota; Metazoa; Arthropoda; Insecta; Diptera; Chironomidae. The record is from the annotation of a GenBank genome assembly.